AUGGGAUAUGGACUCUUCGUCACUACCGUUAUCCAGUGUGGUGGAGCAGCAUUCAUCGUAACUGCCCUUUCCCUUGACUGUGACCAGCAGUUUGCUGCCGUCCUCGCACACGCAACAGCUGUUUUUAAUCUCGGUGAGUGAUGUGCAAUUCUACACCUGUUAUACAUAAGUAAACAAAUGUUGCUACUAUUUAUCUAAAAGUAGCUUUAUUUUACUUUUAGUUCUCGCUCCGCUCUGGGUCCACACUGUCGGAGUAUAUCUAUUUGCACAGCCCAUCCUUAUAGAACGUCUCAUCGGUCUAUCCUCGCUAAUUGUCCUAUUUCAACUCUUCGGAGUCCUCCUCCGAUGGAAAAAGCCCUCCGCUGCCGUCGCUGUGCUUACCUGGCUUAGCCAACCUCUCCUGCUUUUGGCGGGCAUACUUUUAGUAACUCUUGGUGUCUACAUCAACCAGUACGUGUUCCAGUAUAUAAACAAACAGCUGGUCGCCGCUCUCGUAACUACCCUGACAAUGGCUUACGUCCUGGGCUGGGCAGUAGGUCUGGCUCUCCGGUUGGAGACACCGCGCUGCAGAGCCUUUGUCUCGCAUGUAUCCGCAUUUCAGGGUUUUCUCUCGAUCCCCAUCUUGCGUAUGAGCGUCCCCUCACCUGAGGGUGAGCUGGCAUCCACAGUGGCUCUCUGGAUGAUCUUUCUCAUGCCCAUUCCUUUUGUAUAUCAUGUCAUAAUUCGUCUUAUUCAGCGAGCAGUACAGAACCUGAGAGAAGAACGACGGAAAGGGCAUGUCAAAUGUCGUGGGCCCACGGCCGUGCUGUGUGCCGAUUCGCUGGCAGCGGUCGCUGCAACCGCCAUAAUCCAACCGGAUCACCGGACUUUCAACGCUGGUGCCAACAGUAGGAACAACAACAACAAUAACCACCAUAACAGCAGAGUGGAGGACAUCUUUCUGACAGUGCGUAGUGCAGACGCCUUGUUCGUCGAUCGCCAGUCAGUAUGCAGCGGUGAGGAGAAUAGGCGAGUCGGAAGUGGAACCAAAACGCACUCCAAGAGCGUGGUGGCGUUCAGAGAGGGCAUGGGUGAAUACGAGCAUGAACGUUUUCUCGAGUACGUUGGCGAAAGAAGGGUUCAAGAGCGCAGAAGGAAUGGCCGGUCACGCAGGGUAGUUACGCGUCACUAUGCCGAAGAAGCGGCAUUAGCAGCAACAGGAUCCAGGGUGCCCCCGACGUAUCCCAUCCAGCCACCUCCCCCAAAACCUCGUCACUGA
Molecule: messenger RNA, 1258 nt
Organism: Spirometra erinaceieuropaei
Lineage: Eukaryota; Metazoa; Platyhelminthes; Cestoda; Diphyllobothriidea; Diphyllobothriidae
Source: the annotation of a GenBank genome assembly